AUGGAUAUUUCAAAUAACCAAAGUUCUGGAAAUGACAACAUGACUCCUAAUACUGGAUCUUCAAAUCCUCCUACCGAAACCUCCACACCCACAUCCUCAUUACGUGCCAAAACUGAUCCAGCAUGGGCACAUAUUGCGUACAAAAAAGAAGGAACACAGAAUAUAUAUACGUGUCUUUUUUGUACUAAUAGUUAUAGAGGAGGUGGAAUAAAUAGGAUGAAGCAACAUCUUGCUGGCACUGUUGGUCAAAUAGCUGCUUGUAAAAAAGUUCCACAUGAUGUACGUUAUAGAAUGGCAGAGUCUUUAAAAGAAGGGUCAAAGAAGAAAACUAUUGAAAACAUAGAAGAGGAAGUCGAAGAAACUCAUGUUGAAUCACCAAAUGUCACAAGUAGUGUGAGGAAGAGGAAAGCUUCUGGUAGCAUAGACAAUUUUUUUGCUCCUAGGACAACUCCUGAUUCCCAACCUGGCAUUAAGAGUGCAUUAGCAACUAAAGAAGCAAAGCAUAAUGUGAAAAUGUUGAUUGCUGAAUGGGCUAUUGUAAACUGCAUUCCGUUUAAGGCGUUUGAUUGUCCUUUAUUUCAAAAGGCUGUGGAUGGCAUUGCUUCAAUAGGGCCUGGGUUUAAAGCUCCUAGUGCUUAUGAUUUUAAAACUAACUUGUUGAGUGACUGGAGAAAAGAAUGUCAGUUACUCAUUGAUAGCCAUCGUGCUAAAUGGAAAAACAAUGGUUGCACACUCAUGGCUGAUGGAUGGACUGAUGUUAGACAGCGUACCUUGAUAAACUUCUUAGUGUAUUCUACACAUGGUAUGGUAUUUGUGAAGUCUGUUGAUGCAUCAGAUCUAGUUAAAGAUGCCAAAACUCUAUUCACACUAUUUUCUGAAGUCAUUGAGUGGAUUGGUCCUAAAAAUAUUGUUCAUGUGGUGACUGACAAUGCAGCUAACUAUGUAGCAUGUGGUAGAUUGAUUAAAGAGAAGUAUAAAAGUAUUUAUUGGUCACCUUGUGCUGCACAUUGUUUGAAUCUUGUAUUGAAAGACUUUUCAAGCAUGCCUCAUGUGUCAGACCUCGCAUCAAAGGCAUCAAAGAUAACUGUAUUUGCAUAUAAUCAUAUGGUUUUCUUAUCGUGGUUGAGGAGAAGACCAACUUGGAAAGAAAUUGUGCGUCCUGGUGCCACGAGGUUUGCUACCACAUUUAUUACAUUGCACAGCAUAUAUAUGCACAAGAAUGACUUGCAAGCUUUAGUUGUUGAUAAACACUUUGUGGACCACAAAUUAUCAAGGACUGAAGCAGGAAAAAAUUUUAGUGCAAUCAUAUUGGACAAUCGGUUUUGGAAUGAUUGUUAUCAAGUUGUGAAAAUUGUAUCUCCUCUCAUAAAAUUGUUGAGAAUUGUUGAUUCAGAUGAGAAGCCUUCAUUGCCUUAUGUUUAUGAAGGCAUGCGAAGGGCGAAAAUGGCAAUUAAGGAGAUGUUUAAGAACAACAAGGAGCUGUAUAAGCCCUACACAACAAUCAUUCAAACUCAAUGGGACAAGCAUUUAAAGACCAAUCUUCAUGCAGCAUCAUAUUUGCUGAAUCCUGCAAUCACAUAUGCUCCAGACUGCUCUAUCAAGUCAAAGUUAAUGAUGGCUUUAAUUGAUGUGGUGGAGUCUUACUCAAACGAAGAGGUUGAUGGCUUCUUGGUAAUGAAACAAGCAACUACUUAUCGUGAAGCCAAAGAAUCUUUCAGUAGACCAUCAUGUCAAAAAGCAGCACAGAAACUUGACCCUUUGCCAGAAUUGCAACGUGUUGCAAUGCGCAUUCUUAGUCAAACUUCUUCUUCUUCUGGCUGUGAAAGGAAUUGGAGUUUAUUUGAACGCAUUCAUACAAAAAGAAGAAAUAGACUGGAGCACAAAAGGCUAAAUGAUUUAGUUUUCACAAACUAUAACUUGCGAUUAAAGUAUAGGAGUACAUUGAAGAAGCAGAAGGCAAGCUAUGAUCCUAUUGACUUUGAAAACAUUGAUUUGGUGGACUUUUGGGUGACCGAAGAAGAUCCUGUUCCAGAGUUUGAUGAUGGAGAUGUGGCAACAUUUGAAAGUGUUGUCAACAAUGAAGAUAUUUCAAAUUUGACAACUCCUGGGAGGGAUAAUGAAGGUGCUGAUGAUGAUAUGAAUAUUGUUGAACCUCCACCUCUGCAAGAUGAUGUUGCUACUCCUUCUAAUUUUCCUCUUCCAACUAUUGAUGUCUCAAUUCCUGACCCUGCCAAUGAAUUUAAUGAUGAUUUUGAUUUUCUGUAA
Neltuma alba is the source of this 2265-nucleotide messenger RNA. RefSeq lists its product as uncharacterized. The transcript has 4 exons. Bases 1 to 2265 code for a protein of 754 amino acids. NCBI's taxonomy places the organism in Eukaryota, Viridiplantae, Streptophyta, Magnoliopsida, Fabales, Fabaceae. Gene Ontology annotation, molecular function: DNA binding; protein dimerization activity. The record is from RefSeq and is a predicted model, not a curated record.